Messenger RNA from Closterium sp. Naga37s-1, 3591 nucleotides. The record is from the annotation of a GenBank genome assembly. NCBI's taxonomy places the organism in Eukaryota, Viridiplantae, Streptophyta, Zygnematophyceae, Desmidiales, Closteriaceae.
AUGCCCUCACUGCCCCACAUGUACGCCCUCGUUUUCCCUCCCUGCUUGCCCUCGUUUCCCCACCUUGCACGCCCUCAUUUUCUCCCUUGUACGCCUUAUUUUCCCCCUUUGCACGAUCGCAUUUCCCCCCCUGCUUGCCCUCAAUUCUCCCCUGCUUGCCCUCAAUUCUCCCCUGCUUGCCCUCAAUUCUCCCCUGCUUGCCCUCAAUUCUCCCCUGCUUGCCCUCAAUUCUCCCCUGCUUGCCCUCAAUUCUCCCCUGCUUGCCCUCAUUUCUCCCCUGCUUGCCCUCAAUUCUCCCCUGCUUGCCCUCAUUUCUCCCCUGCUUGCCCUCAAUUCUCCCCUGCUUGCCCUCAAUUCUCCCCUGCUUGCCCUCAAUUCUCCCCUGCUUGCCCUCAAUUCUCCCCUGCUUGCCCUCAAUUCUCCCCUGCUUGCCCUCAUUUCUCCCCUGCUUGCCCUCAAUUCUCCCCUGCUUGCCCUCAAUUCUCCCCUGCUUGCCCUCAAUUCUCCCCUGCUUGCCCUCAAUUCUCCCCUGCUUGCCCUCAAUUCUCCCCUGCUUGCCCUCAAUUCUCCCCUGCUUGCCCUCAUUUCUCCCCUUCUCCUCCUCCCGCCAUGCCUUCUCCCCCUCCCGCCACCCCCUCUCGUCCUCUCGCCAUAGGUUCUCGUCCUCUCACCAUGCCUUCUCCUCCUCCCGCCACCCCCUCUCCUCCUCCCGCCAUGCCUUCUCCUCCUCCUGCCACCCCCUCCUCCUCCUCCCACCAUGCCUUCUCCUCCUCCCGCCACCCCUUCUCCUCCUCCCAACAUGCCUUCUCCUCCUCCUGCCACCCCCUCUCCUCCUCCCUCCCUGCCUCCUCCCCCUCCCGCCGUGCCUUCUCGUCCUCCCCCACUCCUUCUCCUCCUCCCCCUUCCCUCCCUUCUCUCCUUCCCUCCCUUCUCUCCCUUCCCUCCCUUCCCUCCCUUCCCUCCCUUCCCUCCCUUCCCUCCCUUCCCUCCCUUCCCUCCCUUCCCUCCCUUCCCUCCCUUCCCUCCCUUCUCUCCCUUCCCUCCCUUCCCUCCCUUCCCUCCCUUCUUUCCUUUCCCUCCGUUCUCUCCCUUCCCUCCCUUCCCUCCCUUCCCUCCCUUCUCUCCCUUCCCUCCCUUCCCUCCCUUUCCGUCCCUUCCCUCCCUUCUCUCCCUUCCCUCCCUUCUCUCCCUGCCCUCCCUUCCCUCCCUUCCCCCUUCUCUCCCUUCCCUCCCUUCCCUCCCUUCCCUCCCUUCUCUCCUUUCCCUCCAUUCUCUCCCUUCCCUCCCUUCCCUCCCUUCCCUACCUUCUAUCCCUUCCCUCCCUUUCCUCCCUUUCCUCCCUUUCCGUCCCUUCCCUCCUUUCUCUCCCUUCCCUCCCUUCUCUCUCCCCCCUACCUUCUCCUCCAUCCCUCCGGACUGCCCCCAUCAGCGCCAACCCUCUCUGCGCAUCUUUUGUUUCUCCCCCUUUUGUUCUUCACAUCCCGCCUCACCAUCUCGCUACCCCGCCUCCCCAUCUCCCCUUCCUCUCAGUUCCUCUCAUUCUGCCCUUUCGUCCGACCUCUUCAUCCUCACCCCUCCACCCCGCCUCCCCAUCUCCUCAACCCCUCUUCCCUUCCCCUCCCUGCAUCCCCAUCUCCCUGCCCUGCAUACCUCUCUCCCCUUCCUGCUUCCCCAUAUCCACUGCAUGUUUCCCCAUCUCCCCUCCCUGCAUCCCCAUCUCCCCUCCCUGCAUCCCCAUCUCCCCUCCCUGCAUCCCCAUCUCCCCUCCCUGCAUCCCCAUCUCCCCUCCCUGCAUCCCCAUCUCCCCUCCCUGCAUCCUCCCGAAACCCUUCCAAAGCCUGCUUCUCCUUAUUCUCCCCUGCUCCCUCCUGCCUCCCUUCAUUUCCCCCCCUGAUUCCCCUCAUUUCCCCUCCUCACUUCUGUCAUCACAGCCCAUGGUUGAAUCAAAUACUCCCCCUCCCCGACUACCUGCAGGAGAGAUCGGAAGGAAGGGUGGGGAGGAGUGACCUCAAGUCAGGCAGGAACGAUGUGCUAGCAGGGGGGAAAGGAGGGAUGCAGUGGGGGAAAGGAGGGAUGCAGUGGGGGAAAGGAGAGAUGCAGUGGGGGAAAGGAGGAAUGCAGUGGGGAAAAAGGAGGGAUGCAGUGGGGGAAAGGAGGGAUGCAGUAGGGGAAAGGAGGGAUGCAGUGGGGGAAAUGAGGGAUGCAGUGGGGGAAAGGAGGCAAAGCAGCAGCGGAAAGCAGGGGAAUCACGGGGGGGAGAGGGGAUACAAGGGGGGGGGGGAUCGGAGGGAAAGGAGGGAAACAAAGGGGGAAAAGGAGGAAAGUAGGGGGGGGGGGGGGGAGGAGGGGAAGCAAGGGGGGAAAGGAGGAGAAGCAAGGGGGGAAAAGGAGGGGAAGCAAGGGGGGGAAAAGGAGGGAAUGCAGGGGGGGAAAGGAGGGGAAGCAAGGGGGGGAAAAGGAGGGGAAUCAGGGGGGGGGGGGAAGGAGGGGAAGCAAGGGGGGAAAGGAGGAGAAGCAAGGGGGGGAAAGGAGGGGAAGCAAGGGGGGGAAAAGGAGGGAAUGCAGGGGCGGAAAGGAGGGGAAGCAAAGGGGGAAAAGGAGGGAAUGCAGGGGGGGAAAGGAGGGGAAGCAAGGGGGGGAAAGGAGGGGAAGCAGGGGCGGAAAGGAGGGGAAUCAGGGGGGGGGGAAGGAGGGGAAGCAAGGGGGGAAAGGAGGAGAAGCAAGGGGGGGAAAGGAGGGGAAGCAAGGGGGGGGAAAAGGAGGGAAUUCAGGGGCGGAAAGGAGGGGAAGCAGGGGCGGAAAGGAGGGGAAUCAGGGGGGGGGGAAGGAGGGGAAGCAAGGGGGGGAAAAGGAGGGGAAGCAAGGGAGGGGAAAGGAGGGAAUGCAGGGGCGGAAAGGAGGGGAAGCAAAGGGGGAAAAGGAGGGAAUGCAGGGGGGGAAAGAAGGGGAAGCAAGGGGGGGAAAGGAGGGGAAGCAGGGGCGGAAAGGAGGGGAAUCAGGGGGGGGGGAAGGAGGGGAAGCAAGGGGGGAAAGGAGGAGAAGCAAGGGGGGGAAAGGAGGGGAAGCAAGGGGGGGAAAGGAGGGGAAGCAAGGGGGGGAAAGGAGGGGAAGCAGGGGCGGAAAGGAGGGGAAUCAGGGGGGGGGGAAGGAGGGGAAGCAAGGGGGGAAAGGAGGAGAAGCAAGGGGGGGAAAGGAGGGGAAGCAAGGGGGGGGAAAAGGAGGGAAUUCAGGGGCGGAAAGGAGGGGAAGCAGGGGCGGAAAGGAGGGGAAUCAGGGGGGGGGGAAGGAGGGGAAGCAAGGGGGGGAAAAGGAGGGGAAGCAAGGGAGGGGAAAGGAGGGAAUGCAGGGGCGGAAAGGAGGGGAAGCAAAGGGGGAAAAGGAGGGAAUGCAGGGGGGGAAAGGAGGGGAAGCAAGGGGGGGAAAGGAGGGGAAGCAGGGGCGGAAAGGAGGGGAAUCAGGGGGGGGGGAAGGAGGGGAAGCAAGGGGGGAAAGGAGGAGAAGCAAGGGGGGGAAAGGAGGGGAAGCAAGGGGGGGGAAAAGGAGGGAAUUCAGGGGCGGAAAGGAGGGGACAGAGGGGCGCUAAGCGAGUGA